This is a messenger RNA of Mercenaria mercenaria, 1389 nucleotides long. RefSeq lists its product as uncharacterized. The record is from RefSeq and is a predicted model, not a curated record. Gene Ontology annotation, molecular function: catalytic activity. The coding region runs from base 1 to 1389 and encodes 462 amino acids. NCBI's taxonomy places the organism in Eukaryota, Metazoa, Mollusca, Bivalvia, Venerida, Veneridae. The transcript has a single exon.
AUGGAGUCUUUUUCACUUCCUGAGAGAAAGGACCGAGCAGACGGAUAUGGAGGCGUUAUUCUUUAUGUAAAACAGUAUCUAUACUAUAGAAGAAGGCGUGAUCUUGAAAUCAACGGUGUGGAAUGUCUUUGGAUUGAAAUAGAAGUUUCUAACAAACAUAUUCUUUUCGGUACAUUUUAUAGGCCACCAAAUACUGAUGCCUUUCAACACUCUUUGAUAUUAGACUCUAUUCAUCUUGCUUUUGAUACAGGUAUUGAAAACAUCAUUAUUGCCGGUGACUUUAAUCUUAACAUAGCCAACCAGGUGUCUAACAAAAAAGUCAGUAGUAUAUGUGACCAGUUCUCCUUGACGCAGUUAAUUGAUACACCUACACAUUUCACUGAGACAUCAUCCUCAAUCAUUGAUCUAAUUUUUACCUCAAAUAAAAACUUAAUACACAUAAGUGGCGUUGGUGACCUUUUUCUUCCUCAAAACGUUAGAUACCACUGCCCAGUUUAUGGACUUUUAAACCUUAAAAAGGCAAAAUUUCCACCAUUUUACCGCCACGUUUGGAUAUUCGAUAAGGGUAACUACGACAGACUUAGGCAAAUAACAUUAACAUUUGACUGGGCCUCUCUCAAACAUGAGGAUAUUGAUAAGUACACGGAAAACAUUGCAAAUAAAAUUAUUGAGAAUGCCAAAAUAUGUAUCCCGAACAGAAAAGUACUGAUCAGAGAGGGUGAACCGUCUUGGUUCACGAAUGAAAUCAGAUUACUAAUUAGGAAACGUAAACGUUACUAUAGAAAGGCAAGACAAAGAAAUACUCCGUAUCACUGGGAAAAAUUUCGAAACCUCCGCAAUCUUAUAGUUAACAAAAUCCGUGUUGCAAAGAGUCAACAGUUGGAUCUUCUUUCUAAAAAGUUAAAAUCAGAAUCUCAAACCAACAAAACUUGGUGGUCUUGUUUGAAAUCUUUCAUAAAACCAUAUUCCUCCUCCUCUAUUCCUCCCUUGUCAUAUUAUGAUAAAAUUAUUGAAGAUAUGCCUGGUAAAGCCAACUUGUUCAAUGACUUUUUUGUUGGUCAAACACGUAUAGAUGAGAACUCAGCACCCCCGCUGCCACACGCACAACCUGUUGAUCACGACCUCCUUGUUAGUAUUACUAUUUCCCCAGAUGAAGUAAUAUCUGUUUUACAAUCUCUUCAACUAGGUAAAGCUGCAGGCCCUGAUAGUAUAAAUAAUCGUAUCCUUCGUGAGCUUUCUCUAGAACUAUCUGGCCCCUUGUGUGAUCUCUUUAAUUACUCAUUGCGUAUUUCUACAGUUCCAAACAGUUGGAAAAACGCUAAUGUUACACCUAUUUUUAAGUCUGGAGACCCCUCUCUUGUAAAUAACUCUCAUAAGUACUGUCAAUAA